Linum tenue is the source of this 412-nucleotide messenger RNA. Lineage: Eukaryota; Viridiplantae; Streptophyta; Magnoliopsida; Malpighiales; Linaceae. The record is from the annotation of a GenBank genome assembly.
CCACAACCAAUCAUGUUCCCCUGGAGGCUUCUCUUUGGGGCCGUCACCAUGUGUUCAGAGGCCAACCAUUUUCAUCAUUGGAAGAAAGAGGUCCUUGGUUGCAAGAAGAAAAGUUCGGCAGAAGGUCCCUAUGGUGGUGGCUCAUUCUCUAUGGAGACCCAGGUUGAAGAAGACGUGCAAAACAUGGCUGAUUCUUGUGGUCAAGAAUCCUUUCUAAGGGGGAUGGAAUGUCAUGUGCUUUAAUUAGUUUUUAUUUAAUUGGUUUUAUCAAUUGUUAAUUAAAAUUAGGAUUAAAUAUUAUGAAUUGUUAGACGUGAGUUAGUUGGGAUGAUUAGUGGGUUAGUGGUUACCUAGAACCAAGGGGUUUUAGCUUAAAUAUAGGUGUUUACCCGUUAAGUUCAUUAGUUGUAGG